This is a messenger RNA of Linum tenue, 2476 nucleotides long. NCBI's taxonomy places the organism in Eukaryota, Viridiplantae, Streptophyta, Magnoliopsida, Malpighiales, Linaceae. The record is from the annotation of a GenBank genome assembly.
AAAUUCAAACACUCGGCGAGCCAGGAAGGAGGAAGAGGAGAAGAAUGCAGCAGAAUUCGGUUUCCAUGUGCGAGCUCUCCCAGUUCCGCGCUUCCUCCCUUCUUCCCACCAAAACCUUCCCGGCAAUGAGCACAACUUUAGCUGUUGCUCUCCCACAGCCUCUCGGGGUCCGGGAGGUCAACUUCAAUGGACGACUCACUAGCGCCAGCUCCACUUCCUCGAGGUCUAUUUCUCUGGCCGGCGGGAGCUCUCGCUUCGGUUCUCACAAAUGCGCCGCCUCCACUUAUCAACCGAUUGUUGACCAAUCAGAAAAAUUUCAUGAAGCUGCGAAGAAAGGGAAUCUAAUUCCUUUACACCAAUGCCUGCUAUGUGAUCAUCUCACGCCAGUGCUUGCUUACAGAUGCCUUGUAAGGGAAGAUGAAAGAGACGCACCAAGCUUCUUGUUUGAGUCGGUUCAACCUGGUCUGGAUGCUUCCACCGUUGGAAGGUAUAGUAUCAUUGGGGCUCAACCAACCAUAGAGAUUGUGGCAAAAGAUAACAUGGUUACAACCAUGUACCAUCAUGAGAACCGUAGGGAGGAGCAGAUAGUGGAAGACCCAAUGGAUGUUCCUCGAAAAAUAAUGGAGGGAUGGACGCCUCAACUUGUUGAUGAGCUACCAGAAUGCUUCUGUGGUGGUUGGGUUGGUUUCUUUUCUUAUGACACUGUACGGUAUGUUGAGAAGAAAAAGAUGCCUUUCUCUGCUGCUCCGACUGAUGACAGAAAUCUCCCUGAUAUGCAUCUCGGUCUUUAUGAUAAUGUUAUUGUCUUUGAUCAUGUCGAUAAGAAAUCACACCUGAUUCACUGGGUUCAGUUGGAUCGGUAUUCUUCCACUGAGGAGGCCUAUAAUGAUGGUAUUGAUCGGUUGAUGAACUUAAUCUCUAGAGUUCAUGAUAUAGCACCUCCAAGGCUAUCUGCUGGUUCAAUCAUGUUGUCACCUAGUCUUUUUGGCCCUAAACUCGAUGUCUCAAGCAUGACAAAUGAAGACUAUAAGGAGGCAGUAUUGGCAGCUAAAGAACAUAUACUAGCUGGUGAUAUUUUCCAGAUUGUAUUGAGUCAGCGCUUUGAGAGACGAACAUAUGCAGACCCAUUUGAGAUCUACAGAUGUCUGAGAGUCGUCAAUCCAAGCCCGUAUAUGACUUACCUACAAGCUAGAGGCUGUAUACUGGUUGCUUCCAGCCCAGAAAUUCUGACACGCGUCAAGAAGAACAAAAUCACGAAUCGACCCCUUGCUGGGACUGUUAGAAGAGGAAAAACACCGGAGGAAGAUCUAGUGUUGGAAAAUGAGCUGUUGAACGAUAAAAAGCAAUGCGCAGAACACAUUAUGCUUGUUGACUUGGGAAGGAAUGAUGUGGGAAAGGUCUCCAAACCGGGAUCAGUGAAAGUUGAAAAGCUUAUGAAUAUUGAGCGCUACUCCCAUGUUAUGCACAUCAGCUCAACGGUCACAGGAGAGAUACUCGACGACUUAACCAGCUGGGACGUCUUGCGUGCUGCACUUCCCGUCGGCACAGUUAGUGGAGCUCCUAAGGUGAAAGCAAUGGAGCUGAUCGACGAGCUAGAAGUAACUCGGCGUGGGCCAUACAGCGGCGGCUUCGGCGGCAUUUCAUUCAACGGGGAUAUGGACAUUGCCCUUGCUCUGAGAACCAUCGUCUUUCCCACGAGCACCAGGUACGACACGAUGUACUCGUACGCCGAUGUCAGCAAACGACGAGAGUGGGUUGCUCACAUCCAGGCUGGAGCCGGGAUUGUGGCAGAUAGUAACCCCGACGAUGAGCAGAGAGAGUGCGAGAACAAGGCUGCUGGUCUGGCUCGCGCCAUCGAUCUCGCUGAAUCAUCGUUUGUGAACAAGUAACCUUUGAUCCCUUGGUUUUGUCUUCAGCAAUCAGCAGUAAUGCUCUUGUGCUAGUAAAACCUUUGCUUUAGCUUCUGCAAUGCCUUUUUAUUUAAAGGUAGAACCGUAGAAGUAGGAUUAUUUUCAAUUGCAAUUCGAAUGGAGGGAAAUGGUGUUGACUGUUGAGCAAUUGUAAUUGGGCUUGGUCCAAGGAUAGUGGACUACUGAUCCAAGUCCAUCUAUUGACUUUGCCCGGCCCAUGAAGCUAUUUUGCAGUGGGCCUAGGCUCCUAGCUAAUUGAUCGAGUAUGACCUAGAUUAGGUAGUUGCUGAGAUGUUAGUUAGGUUAGUUAUGUUCCGAGUCGAACAAGUGGGACUGAGAAAAGGAGAAUGGAACCAAAGAAUCGUAACUUCUUUAGUGUUACCCUGAAUAAUCUACUUUUCAUUCAAGUGGGGAAUCGUCUUUGGUUGGACGAGCUCAUCAAUACCCACUAGUCUGCUACUACUAGGGUUGCCGUACUGGAUCAAACCGACGCUUGUACCGAAUCAUAUAGAACCAUAUAUAAUGUGGUGUGGUUCUUGGUCCCAUUCAUUUUAUAAAUAUUGAAG